Brassica oleracea var. oleracea is the source of this 495-nucleotide messenger RNA. RefSeq lists its product as uncharacterized. The transcript has a single exon. The record is from RefSeq and is a predicted model, not a curated record. The coding region runs from base 1 to 495 and encodes 164 amino acids. NCBI's taxonomy places the organism in Eukaryota, Viridiplantae, Streptophyta, Magnoliopsida, Brassicales, Brassicaceae.
AUGGACCAGGGUCAGAGCUCUGCUUCAGAUGCUACAUCCUCUCAGCUUUCCGAGCGUAGACACGGUGCUAACCCCCGAUGUCACUGUACCGGCAAAGUUUCCAAAUCAUGGACUAAUAAGAACCCUGGAAUGAGAUUUUACAGGUGUGUAGUUCACGGCUUCAUCAGUUGGGUCGACACGGAGGAGCCCGCCGGCUGGAUGAAGAUAAGUUUGCUCGAGGCUCGUGACCAGAUUCGCCGUCUAGAAAACGAAAUCAAGAUGUUGUUGGAAACUAACAACGAUCUCAACUCCCAAAUGGCGCGUAUGGUCGACUCAACCAACUCAGUCGCAGAGCUUACAGAGUCCUUUGCGAUAAAAGCCGAGGAAAGCAAAGCCCUUCAGCUUGAGCUGACGAAGACAGUCGAGCGAGAGAGACUCCUCCGGCAAUUCAUGGUUAUUUCGUGGGUUGCGUUUGCUGCAUUGACCGCAGUCAUCGUCACCAUGGUGAAGAAAUAA